Clunio marinus is the source of this 2152-nucleotide messenger RNA. The record is from the annotation of a GenBank genome assembly. Lineage: Eukaryota; Metazoa; Arthropoda; Insecta; Diptera; Chironomidae.
AUGGCAUUUGACGUUGAUACAAAUUAUCACCUGAGUAGAGCACUCAAAUAUACAAACAAUUUAUCUCUGAUUAAACAAGAACCAUUGGAACAGAGAAACUACUAUGAUCUUGAAGAUGGUAUCACAGAUGAAGCAAGAAGAUAUAUGAAAGAAUUAGGUUUGGUAAACCCUGGAGGUAAUAGUGAACCAAUUAUUCUACCUCAGAAUAUAUCUCUGGAAAUAAGAAAACUUAUGAAUCAAAGCAUAGAAGAAUUUGGAUUCAACGCCUUUCUUUCGAAUAUGAUCAGUCUUAAUAGAAACUUUACCGAUAUUAGAAGUGACAUUUGCAAAAAUAAAGUUUAUAACAAAAACCUUCCCAAGUGCUCUAUCAUAAUAGUAGUGCAUAAUGAAGAUUGGAUGUUAUUUAUGCGAACCAUUCACUCAGUUUUGCUUCGAUCACCUCCAGAACUAAUCGAAGAAAUUCUUAUUAUUGAUGACGCUUCAGAUAAAGAUUGGCUACAUAAACGUUUAGACGAAUAUAUUAAGAAGAUUCCAAAAGUAAGAAUCAUCAGAUCUUUCGUUCGUAUAGGUAUAAUUGGUGCUCGAAAUCUGGGUUCAUUAAAUGCCAUUGGUCCUAUUCUUGUUAAAACGUUACCGAUGUUAGAAGUGACAUUUGUAAAAAUAAAGUGUUCGAUCAUAAUAGUAGUGCAUAAUGAAGAUUGGAUGUUAUUUAUGCGAACCAUUCACUCAGUUUUGCUUCGAUCACCUCCAGAACUAAUCGAAGAAAUUCUUAUUAUUGAUGACGCUUCAGAUAAAGAAUGGCUACAUAAGCGCUUAGACGAAUAUAUUAAGAAGCUUCCAAAAGUAAGAAUCAUCAGAUCUUUCGUCCGUAUAGGUAUAAUUGGUGCUCGUAAUCUGGGUUCAUUAAAUGCCAUUGGUCCUAUUCUUGUUAGUCUUGACAGUCAUGUUGAAGUUGGUCCUGGAUGGCUUGAGCCCCUACUAGAUCGAUUUGUUGACAAUAAAAAAAGGCUUGUGUGCACAAAACUUACAGGCAUCAAUAAAGAAACCUUCAAACCUGGUUUUGGUUCAAGUGCUGCAAAUUCAAUUAAUGCUAUGAAUUGGAGAUUAGAUAUGAAUUGGAUUAACCAUAAAGAUGUUCAAGGAUAUGUUCCGAGACCAGAUUUUGAUCCAAUUAAAAGUGUAUCAACCCCUGGAGCUGGUCAUGCCAUUGCAAAGGAUUUUUUCAUGGAUCUCGGUUUGAAUGAUCCCGAAUAUGGCAUGUGGGGUGGGGAAGAUGUCGAAUUGGGUUUGAAAGUUUGGCUUUGUGGGGGGGAAGUUGAACAAAUUCCUUGUUCAUGGAUAGCUCAUAUGUACAAAUCACAUACGUAUAAGACAUAUGGUAAAAGUUAUAGAUGGAACACUGGGCGUAUGGCUGAAAUAUGGCUUGAUGACUACAAGAGAUAUUAUUAUCGUGCCACAAAAACUACUCCAGAUUUCGGAAAUAUCACAGCAAGACUAGAAUUAAAGAAAAAAAAUAAUUGCAAGCCAUUCAAAUGGUUUUUGGAUAAUCUUGACAGUCAUGUUGAAGUAGGUCCUGGAUGGCUUGAACCCCUACUAGAUCGAUUUGUUGACAAUAAGAAAAGACUUGUGUGCACAAAACUUACAAACAUAAAUAAAGAAACCUUCAAACCUGGUUUUGGUUCGAAUGCUGCAAGUUCAAUUACUGCUAUGAAUUGGAGAUUAGAUAUGAAUUGGAUAAACCACAAAGAUGUUCAAGGAUAUACAUAUGGUAAAAGUUAUAGAUGGAACACUGGGCGUAUGGCUGAAAUAUGGCUUGAUGACUACAAGAGAUAUUAUUAUCGUGCCACAAAAACUACUCCAGAUUUCGGAAAUAUCACAGCAAGACUAGAAUUAAAGAAAAAGAAUAAUUGCAAGCCAUUCAAAUGGUUUCUGGAUAAUGUUUAUAAUAUUCCUAUUCCUGAUGAAAUUAAGGAUCCUCCAACACCAUAAUUCUAGCUUAAAACAAGAAAAAAUUUGAAGAAUUUAAUUGUUUUGAAUGCUGGAUUCUAAAAUAUUAAUUUUCAUCCUAUUCGAUAUAUUUUUAAAAGUUUUUCUUGUACACUUUCAUUAACUUUGAAAUUUAUUUACAAAUAAAAAUAUGAAUACUUGAUCG